CAGAAAGUUAUCAUGUCGUUAUUUCAUACGUUAUGCAUCCCGAUACCUUUAUCAAAAUAAAUCUGAAGAUAUCGAAAUGUGCUGUGCGGACCUUUCGUUUCACGGGAGGCGUUACCAUGGUUUGCCCAGGGGAAUGGGUUAAUCUGGGGCAGGUACAUGAGGCGGAGUCGGAGGGGAGGUGGCUGGGACUUUCUCCCCAGUGGUGCUGAGCGCAGUGUUAGUUGGAGCAGUCCCCAUUCAGGAGCUGACGAGCCAUGAGUUCGCUCAGAGUUCCUGGGAGGAAGCUGGUGUACCACCCUGACCACAUUCUGCAGCCAAGCGCUCACGUACCAGAUCUUGAGACGUACACACGGCUGUAUAAGCAAUCUGUCGAAAACCCAGAAGAAUUCUGGGGUGAGCUUGCUAAAGGGUUUUAUUGGAAGAGCCCUCCGAAAGGAACAAUUCUGGAUUAUAAUUUUGAUGUUUCAAAAGGAAAUGUGUAUGUGAAAUUCAUGCAAGGAGCAACAACAAACAUCUGCUACAACCUGCUGGAUAGAAACAUACAAGAAAAUGGUCAGGGAGAUAAAAUAGCUUAUUUCUGGGAAGGAAAUGAACCCCAUGUCUGCUCCGCCAUCACCUACUCUCAGCUUUUAAAGCAAGUCUGCAAGUUUGCCAAUGUUCUACGGACUUUAGGGGUGAAGAAAGGUGACAGAGUUGCCAUAUAUUUACCAGUGAUCCCAGAGCUGAUAUAUGCAAUGCUGGCAUGUGCAAGGAUAGGAGUGGUGCACUCAGUGGUGUUUGCAGGUUUCUCAGCUGAAUCUCUGUGUGAGCGAAUAUUAGAUUCACAAUGUGUAUUACUGGUUACUGCAGAUGGUUUCUACAGAGGAGAAAAGUUGGUAAACCUAAAGCAGAUCGCAGAUGAUGCCUUGGAGAAGUGCAAAGACAAAGAAAACUUUAUUCUGAAAAAGUGCAUUGUGGUACAACACCUUGGUGAUAAAGUGAGAAACAACCAUGAACAGGAUAGCUGUAACAUCCUACAGUUAUUCUGGAACUGUGAAACAGAUAUAUGCUGGGAUGCACUAAUGAAAGAUGUGAGUGAGCAUUGCGAACCAGAAUGGGUUGAUGCUGAACAUCCACUCUUCAUCCUCUACACAAGCGGAUCAACAGGAAAACCCAAGGGUGUACUGCACACUGUUGCAGGCUAUUUAAUUUACACUGCGGUCAGUUUUAAAUAUGUCUUUGAUUACCAUGACGAUGAUGUCUACUGGUGCACAGCCGAUAUUGGAUGGAUUACUGGACACUCCUAUGUUAUCUAUGGUCCACUGGCAAAUGGUGCGACAUGUGUUCUUUUUGAAGGUCUCUUACUCUAUCCACACGUCGGGAGGCUGUAUGAAAUGAUUGAAAAGUAUAAAGUGACAAAGCUUUACACAGCGCCCACAGUGAUUAGGAUGCUGAUGAAGUUUGGAGAGGAACCAGUGAGAAAGUUUGAUCUCAAGUCUUUGAGGAUCCUAGGCUGUGCUGGAGAGCCCAUUAACCCGGAGGCUUGGACAUGGUAUCAUCGUGUCAUUGGUAAUGGCAAGUGUCCAAUUGUGGAUACCUUCUGGCAGACUGAAACGGGUGGCCCAAUGAUGACUCCUUUGCCUGCUGCUACACCAUUGAAGCCAGGAUCAACUACAUUUCCAUUCUUUGGGGUUCUCCCUGCAAUUCUCAAUGAACACGGUGAGGAACUGGAGGGAGAAGCUGAGGGUUACCUGGUAUUCAAACAGCCUUGGCCAUCCAUACUGCGCACUGUAUAUGGAGACAAGGAACGCUUUGAGACAACUUACUUCAAACAGUUCCCAGGAUUUUACUUGACGGGAGACAGUUGCAGACGUGAUGGAGAUGGCUAUUACUGGAUCACUGGAAGGAUAGAUGACAUGCUGAAUGUCUCAGGUCACCUGCUGAGCAGUGCAGAGGUGGAGUCCGCCCUGGCAGAGCACAGUGCCGUCGCAGAGGUUGCUGUGGUGAGCCACCCCCACCCUGUGAAGGGCGAGUGCAUCUACUGUUUUGUCACUCUCAAGGAUGGAAGAGAAUUGACUCAAUUCAUUACAGAUGAACUGAAAAGCAAAGUACGACAAAAGAUUGGACCGAUAGCAACGCCUGACUUCAUACAAAAUGCGCCUGGGCUCCCAAAGACCCGUUCAGGUAAAAUAAUGAGGCGCAUCCUGAGGCGUAUUGCUUGCAAUGAGAAAGACUUGGGGGAUACUUCCACUCUCAUAGACCCAAGCGUGGUGGAAGUCCUGUUCAGCCAACGGUGUCAAGCAGCUGCUUGAAAUAUGAUAAUGAAGGGUCAUUUCUGAUCAAUUCCAACACACAGUGGGCCAGUAAUUGCAACUGCAAAGAUAUUCUAGCUUUUUAACGAAAACAAAAAUCAAAUACUUAGUAACCUGUCUCUUUAAGCAAUGUCUUUGUACAAACUUUCACAACAUCUAAUCGCAUCUGAAAUAAUCCCAUGGUUUUAAUCCAUCUCUGAUGGAGUUGGAAGUCUAUUGCACAUAUUGAUCUUUGUAUGAAGGAGACCCUGUUAUCAAUCCUCACAUUACCUUUCUCAGAGUUAAAAUUAUGUCCCUGGUUUUUAUUGACAUAAUUCAAACCUGUAUUCUGCAUUGACUUUUUCAGUAGUUUGAUCAAGCAUAGUGAUUUUCCUAAAUUAAUCUCUCAGAACUUUCCUUUCCAGAUUAAAAAGACUCAUGGAACUGCAGUUUCUCAGCAUCACAGAGUGAUAUUGGGGAGCAGCAUCCAUUCUGUAUUUUGCAGUGACUCCAUUGUUUUAAUGACCCUUCAGUUUCUCACUGAUCAUCAUAUUUACAUUGAGGCCACUAAUGUUACUGAGAAGAGCAUUACUUGGGAAGGUGUGCUUCUCAUCUUGUCCUUGAGAGAAUUUGCACUCAUCUUCCGUCUGUUUGAAUCUUUUAUGGUUUUCCCCUCUUUUUGACUGCUUUCCCACUGCAGGAUUUGUGCAGAUCACGUUAGCUCUAUGUUUCUCUUUUCAAUUGCUAAUGAAAUGGGAGUCUAAUGGGAGUCGAUGGCCCAGUGGACUGUUAAUCCAGAGGCCCAGAUAACAUUCUGGGGACCCAGUUUUGAAUCUUGCCACAGCAGAUGGGGA
Molecule: messenger RNA, 3124 nt
Organism: Chiloscyllium plagiosum (whitespotted bambooshark)
Lineage: Eukaryota; Metazoa; Chordata; Chondrichthyes; Orectolobiformes; Hemiscylliidae
Gene: acss2l
Product: acyl-CoA synthetase short chain family member 2 like
Molecular function (GO): AMP binding; acetyl-CoA synthetase activity
Source: RefSeq, a predicted model, not a curated record